AUGGACGGAGACGCGGCCCACUCCCAGGAGGCCGAUCGCGAGAUGACUCGCCUCUGGCGCACCUUUAGAACCGUCUACGAACUGCUCGCGGACCGAGGCUACGAAGUUUCCGACAACGAGCUGGCACUCCCUCUAUCAGAAUUCCGCGAAAAAUAUUCCGACUCUAUGGGCUUCGCUGACCGCUCUAAAAUGAAAAUCCAAGCGCGUCCCACCGAACUCAUGAAGAUGAAAUACACACCACUUCCCAGCAAAGCAAACCCCAACCCCCAGCCAGACUGCGGCACCAUCUACGUCGACUUCUGCCCCGACAACUCAGCCGUCGGAACCAAGCAAGUCCGCGCCUUCAACCACCUCGUUGAUGAGAACAACUUCCACACCGGAAUCUUCAUUACGCAGACUCCUAUCUCUCCUUCCGCCGUCCGCCUGCUUAGCGGUGUCCCCGGCCGCAUCUGUGAGCACUUCCAGGAACAGGAUCUGCUCGUCAACAUUACCCGCCACGAGCUUGUCCCCAAGCACGUCCUCCUCAGUCCCGAGGAGAAGGCCCGUCUGCUUGAGCGCUAUCGUCUGAAGGAGUCCCAGCUCCCCCGUAUACAGGUCUCCGAUCCCGUUGCUCGGUACCUUGGUUUGCGCCGUGGUCAGGUCGUGAAGAUUAUUCGCAAGUCCGAGACUGCAGGUCGCUACGCCAGUUACCGCUGGGUCAUUUGA
This is a messenger RNA of Penicillium brevicompactum, 705 nucleotides long. RefSeq names its product DNA-directed RNA polymerase core subunit RPB5. Bases 1 to 705 code for a protein of 234 amino acids. The record is from RefSeq and is a predicted model, not a curated record. Gene Ontology annotation, cellular component: RNA polymerase II, core complex; RNA polymerase III complex; RNA polymerase I complex. Gene Ontology annotation, molecular function: DNA-directed RNA polymerase activity; DNA binding. Gene Ontology annotation, biological process: DNA-templated transcription. NCBI's taxonomy places the organism in Eukaryota, Fungi, Ascomycota, Eurotiomycetes, Eurotiales, Aspergillaceae. The transcript is spliced from 3 exons.